UUUGAAUACGAUAAACACCAUUUAGACGAAUAUUACACCGACUGAGGAUUCACUUCGAGCUUAAGUUUACAAAACCGAACUAGCCACGACGGUCAUGGCCCGGCGUUUUGCGCCGCUUGGUUUUCUUUUUUGCUUCAUUUUAUGGUGUGUGUAUGAAACUGGGGCCAGCACAGGCCAGUCUGUUUCCCUUCGAAGGCACAAAAGAGAAUGGAUCGUCCCACCGAGAGUUCUGGAAGAGAAUGUGGACUAUACCAAAGAGCCCUUUAUUGCAAGAAUCCGCUCAGACAAGGAAGAUGAGAUGAAGGGCUUAGUGAAAUAUUCCUUAAAGGGUGUCGGUGUGGACCAACCCCCGUACAACUUGUUUGUGGUGGACCAUUUCACUGGCAACGUUCGAGUAACUCAGAUCCUGGACAGAGAGCAAAUUGCCCAGUACAAUCUUUCUGGAGCUGCUACUUUUUAUAAUGGCACACUUGCAGAGACAGAUAUCCAGCUGAGGAUAAAGGUUAAAGAUCAGAAUGAUAACGCGCCAAUCUUUUCUUCCAUCAGCCCCGGCACUGUACCUGAACUCAGUGGUGUAGGUACCGUGGUGAUGAAAAUUGCGGCCACCGAUGCUGACGAACCCGGCAACCCCAAUUCUCAGAUCUUUUAUGAGAUUAUAGACCAGCAGCCUCCAGGAAAAAGGAUGUUUACGGUCAAUUCGAAAGGAGAAGUCCUGGUUAAUGAUCCUAACCUAGACAGAGAGACAAUUGAUCAGUACAUACUCACCGUGAAAGCCUCAGACCUCAAUGGAGCGGCAGGUUGCAACACAGGGACGGCAACAUUCAAGGUUCUGGUCUCGGAUGUCAACGAUAACGUUCCAACACUGGAGAAAGACUCUUAUGAGGGCAGUAUUGAGGAAAACACCGCGGACGUCGAGGUGAUGAGACUCAAAGCCAACGAUCUGGACGAGGCGAACACUAACAACUCUCUGGCUAAGUUUGAAAUUAUCUCCGGCAAUUCAGGUGGACAUUUCAGGAUUUACACCGAUCCGAAGACCAAUGAGGGAGUCUUGGUGCUCACCAAGGCUGUGGAUUAUGAGGAGGUUAAAGACAUGAAUCUGGGCAUUGUUGUAAACAAUGAAGCUGCAUAUCACCCUUCAGUGUCUGGGGCUGGACAGGAAGUGGGCGUGAAUAUUGGAGGAGCUGGUGCAGGGGCUGGUGCUGGUGCUGGUGCAGGUGCAGGUGCAGGUGCUGGUGCAGGUGCUGGAACUGGAACUGGAACAUCAUCGUCCAGCGGAUCAGGCUAUUCGAUCGGAGGAGCAGGUGGCGCCGGAUUAAAAGGUGGUAAAGUCUACAAUAUGAACAUCAAAGUAAAAAACCAGCCGGAGGGCCCUCGCUUCAAUCCCAAAGUGAAAGCAAUUCCCAUUUCUGAAGAUGGCAAGAUGGUGGACAUAACAAAAGUACUCACAAGGUACAAUGCUAUUGAUGGAGAUACCGGAUUGCCUGCUGAGAGGGUCACAUAUGUUAAAGGUUCUGACAAAGACAGCUGGCUGACCAUUGAUGAGAAAACCGGUGACAUUAAAUUGAACAAGAUUCCAGAUCGAGAGUCUCCAUACCUGGUCAAUGGAACUUACAUGGCUGAGAUCCUCUGCAUCAGUCAAGACAUGCCCACUAAGACGGCUACAGGCACCAUUGCAAUCCAGGUGGAAGACUUUAAUGACCACUGCCCCACUCUGACCAGUCAGAAGCAGAUCAUGUGCACUGAUCAGGAAGCAAUAUACGUCACUGCUGUGGACCACGACUUCUUUCCAAACUCGGCUCCUUUUAAGUUUAACAUCAUUCAUGAGGAGAGUACAGGAAAAUGGGAAUUGGAGCACUUUAAUGAUACCACAGCCGUUUUAAAGGCUCUCUCACCUAUAUGGCCGGGCCCUUACAAGGUGACAGUGGAGGUGCAGGACCAGCAGGGGCAGGCAUGUCCAGACCACCAGGUGGUAAACCUGGAUGUGUGCACAUGUGAAAAGCAGGGAGUGUGCGGAAACCGAGGGGUUCACCAGAAGGGCGCAACACUAGGAGCUGCUGGGAUUGGCCUGCUUCUUCUGGGACUUCUCAUGCUUUUACUUAUCCCACUCUUGCUGAUGGCCUGUUCGUGUGGAGCUGGAGGCAUGGGGGGUUUUGCCGAGAUGAACGUUGAUACUAAAGAGCACCUGAUGUCAUAUAAUACAGAAGGGCAGGGAGAAGACCGGGAUGUGCCCAUGCUCUCUGAUAUGGAUGGGAUGAUGAACUAUAGUACAAAAGGAGGUGGCUUUGGGGCAGGAGCUGGCUAUGAAGCAGGAGCUGGCUAUGGGGCAGCUACUUAUGGAGGUACCAUGGCUGGAAUGGGCGCUACUUACAUGGCAUCCAUGAACGGCAUAAACAGGGGUGGUCAAAUGGAAAUGAUUUCUAUGGAUCAGGGGAUGGCUGGUGGCCUUGGAAUGAUGAGAGGGGAGUAUGACAGCGGAAUAGCCCUUUCAGAUGACUUCUUGUAUCACUACUACUCAGAGAAGAGCCAGAUGGUGGAUGGCACCGCCGAUAACUAUAAUUUGCAAUAUGAAUAUGAAGGCCAAGGCUCGCCUGCUGGAUCUGUGGGCUGCUGCAGUAUGCUGGAAUCCGAAAACGAUCUGGAGUUUCUCAAAGACCUGGGGCCAAAGUUUACCACCCUGGCUGAGAUCUGCGGUGGCACAAGGAUCACCACGGCUGCCUCGACACCUCUUCCUCCUCCUCCAAAACCUGAUGAACUCCUCAUGAACUCCGAAUCGAUGUCCAUCCAAGCCAGCACCAGCAACGUUGUCAACCAUGCUGCCCAAGCUGUAUCCUCCUCCACCUCUCUGCAUACAGAGGAGAACAUGCUAGUUACAAACAACCAUGCUCAGACUCGUGUCGACGUCAUGCCCGCCCAGACACUGAUGGUGCAGCAACAGCAGCCUAUGUAUUACAUGUUGGAGCCACAGGUCUCUAACACUGUGCUUCUGGCCGAGAGGCCCGCGAUGGGACUCACCCAGGGGGGGAUGUACGUGCUGAACGGAGCUCCGAUGGCUGAAACCGUUCUGGUUCAGGGUACCGUUCCUGCUCAUAGUACGAUCGCUGGAGGAGAUAGAGUGAUGUUGGUGGAAACACAUGGAGGACCCGGCCAGGCUAUAAACACAGGCAUGCUUCAGUCGACUCAGUUGUCCGGAUCGCAGCUGUUGCUGGUGGAUAGAGGCGCCCAGGGCGGCCAGGUCUUCCAUGGAACGCUGCCAAAUGGGGGCAUCGCCGGAUCUCAAGGCAUGUUUCUGAUUGAUGGGCAAGGAGGCGGAUCGCUGAAAAGCAGCAUUACUGCCCCCGCAGGGUCUGUGCAUGUUGUAGAGAGGCAGCAGAGAGGCCCGUCAGUAAUCACCCAUGGGUCCUUGCCGCCGGGCAUGGUCCCCAGUGCAGGGUUACAGAAUGGCACUUUUGGAAUUAGCAUGAGCUCUGUAAACGAAUAUCCCAGCGCACAAAAAGUCGUAAGGCAGGAAAAGAAAGUUGUGUCAUCUCAGAAGAGCUCUGUAACGAUGGGUAAAUAAUCACCUAAAACUGAAUUCAACACCAGCAGUCUGAGGUAACGUCCUCAUAGCAUUAACAAUGCAUUACCAAUGAUUUUUAACCUUUUUUAUCUCAAUUUUACUGCAUGUGGACAUUUAAAAAAAAAAUGCUGGUUGGGGUCAUUUUUCUUUGGAAUUUAGUAUCACUAUGCAACUAUAAUAUAACAAAUAAUACUACAUGAAAUGGAUUUCAUAUAGAAAAAACAAUGCAGUUUUUGUAUUUGACUUUGAACCUACUUGCUCAUGUAACUCGGUGGAUUAACAAAGGACUUUUGCUACAGCCUGAUGUUUUUCACUCUCCCUUGUUUUCCUAGUGCACUACUGUAAAUCAGUCCUCAUUAUACUGAAUCUUGAAGCUAUUUUUAUACUAAUGAUAAAACUUAAACAAAUUAGUUUGAUUCUUAUAAAUGAUCACCUAAAAGUGAAUUCAACACCAGCAGUCUGAGGUAACGUCCUCACAGCACUAACAAUGCAUUACCAAUUUUUUUUUAUCUUUUUUUUUUUUAUCUCAAUUUUACUGCAUACAGUUCUACUGCAUGUGAACAUUGUAAAAAAAAAUGC
Molecule: messenger RNA, 4135 nt
Organism: Trichomycterus rosablanca
Lineage: Eukaryota; Metazoa; Chordata; Actinopteri; Siluriformes; Trichomycteridae
Gene: dsg2.1
Product: desmoglein 2, tandem duplicate 1
Exons: 14
Coding region: 95-3556 (1153 amino acids)
Biological process (GO): homophilic cell-cell adhesion
Cellular component (GO): plasma membrane; desmosome
Molecular function (GO): calcium ion binding
Source: RefSeq, a predicted model, not a curated record